UCGUGAUGCUCGCUCAGUUUUCCAGUCACCAUCAUCGAGACCGAACGCGAAAAGGCGUAAUUUCUGCUGGUAUCAGUCGUGAAUUUUACUCUCCUCGUAAAAGCAACUGAUCAAAGUUUAAAGAUUGAAGAAUCCUAUUGCCUGGAGUGAAGCAAACACAACCGAAAUUUCCAUUUGGACGUGAGGAAAGUGUGGUUUCUGGUUUUUGGCCUGGCCAGGGCCCGGAACGUGUCCGCAAAACGGAAAACAUAGUAGGCUCUGGGUUUGCCUGCCAUGGAGAUUUAGCGGAAGCUACAGACAGGAAAAAAGUUCGAAAAAUUGCUAUCCUUAUUUUGUCAUCGACGUCUGCAGAUUUUCGAUAAUCGGAUAUAACUUGGUGAAAAAUCGUGACAAGAAAAAUCAUAUUCGACUUUACUUAUCCACUUGAUUGUGAAUCAAGUAGAAAUAAGGCGAAAAGAGUGAAACAGUCCUUGAAUACCAGGAAAAGUGCGUGAGUGAAAAUGUUUUGGUGGGAUAUCAAUUGUUGAUAUUAUUGCUGAGCAACAGAAAAAAUGAGUUAAAUAUCCGGAAAAACGUGUAAACUGUGAAUAGUAAAUACCUAACCACAGAAAAGUUUUUAGUUACUGAUUGUGUUUUAGAUUACCACGAGUGAAACGACAUAGGAGAAAUUGGAAUACUGCCUUUUGAAGAAAAACGAAUAAUAUCUGAAAUCACAACAAACUGGAGAGGCAGCUUGUCUGCACAAAAAAGUCCCUGCUACAGAGGAGUGUUUUUCUAGCCACGAUGGAUUCCCUGCGAAAAUGGUUGAAUAAGCCGAAGGCUGAUGAUAAGUCACUGUUGGCCAGAUUCUACCACGCAGAUAGAGCGCUAACCGCCGUUGCCAGCGAGUUGGAUAGCUUCGAUGGUCGGGCAGAACCAGUUAGAUGCACUCGGCUAGUUGGACGGUUACGACAAGGACAGGACCGCGUUCUGGCGAUUACCAAUCAAAUUAUGGACGAGCUUCUGGGUGACGAUCGGGCGCCGCGAGCUUUCCGCGCCAAAUUUCCAGAGGAGGUUCUACAGGAAAGUUUGGCUGGACAGUUAUGGUUUGGUGCAGAAUGUCUCGCGGCCGGAUCAUCUAUCAUGAAUCGUGAAGUGGAGAGUGGGGUAAUGCGACCACUAGCAAAAGCCGUUACGAAAAGUUUGGACAAUGUUCGAAACUUGCUGCGAGAGCAAUGCCUUCGGAACAACACACCCAACAGUUUGACACUGCGGUUGGAUAUAAACGAUGCCGCGACGGAACAGUUGUAUGAAAGUUUGAAAAUCUUCGAUCGCUUGUUUGCGGAAUUUGAAUUGCUAUACGUCAGUGCAAUGGUACAAGUCAAAUCGAAGCAGGAGUACGAGAUGCAGGAGCUCAUAUGUGUGCUUUUUUCCGAAACAUUGCAACGGGCUCUUAAAAUUGGACUUCUUGAACAGGAACAGGUGGAUUCGUAUGACCCGGCGUUGAUGUUUUCCAUUCCACGGUUAGCAAUCGUCGCCGGGUUAGUUAUAUUCAAGGACGGACCCCUAAACAUGGAUCAACCAGCAGAUAACAUUUCAGAAAUGUUUCGACCAUUUCGAAAGCUAUUGAUCAAAAUGCGAGAUCUUCUUCGGACGCUGACCAAGCAUGAGCUCUAUCAGUUGGAAAAGCUGUUGUGCACCAACGAGGAAAUUAGUCUGAAGGAAGAAUUAAUCUGUGAUGCAAACGAAAAUGAUAGCAGCGAUGUCUUGCCACAGGAAGACCACGUUGUUAUCGUUACAACCAAUGUUAAUACUAGUAAUAAUAGUGAUAAUAGUGAUAGCCGUGUAGACGAUUCUCCAAACGAUGAACUGCGGCAUGAAUCGGAAACUCGGGACAAUCGGAACAGUAGUUUUUAUAGUAACCGUAUUAUAGAUAGUAAUCGAUUACAUGCGGACGUGGAGGAUGAUGUAUCCGAAAAUGACGACGAUGAUGAUCCUAGUAAUGUAUUGAAAGACAGUCUAGUGACGACAGAUUGUGCAUCAGGAUAUUUGAUUCCAAAUACAAACUUCGGUAACCUACUGCAGACGAAUGAAGCGCCCUUAACCGAUAGUUUUAUCGCAACGGACGAAGAGCUGAAGCUGGGAACCUCUUCAAAUGCUCGGAUAGAACAGAUAUUGUCAGAGACUAACCAGAAACUUGCGGAUUCUGGACUUGGCACUGCCAACCCAAGCGUAGAUAACUCUCCAGAAUUAGAUACGGAACGGCCGAUUACAAGUCGUAGUGCAUGCGAAUCUUCAGAAGAAGGAGAAAUAGACGAAUAUGAUAACGAGGAAGAUGACGAGGAUAGUGAUAACAAUCUAUCGAAUCAACAAUUAAUGGACCCUGGUUCCAGUGCUGGCACAUCACAAUCUGCUGGAAAGCCAUAUCGUACUCACAAACAGCAGCACCAUCACCGACAUCGUCGAUCUAGUGGAAGUAUUAUGUCGGCUACAUCGAGCCGAAAAUAUAACUCAAAACAUCAUAAGGCGAGUGCAUCUGCUUCAGUCAUCGUACCUAGUAAUCAAGGCACCUCAUCUAAGACAUACUCCAACUGUGAUACAUCACCGUCGUCUGGCAAUCAAAGUGAAUGCAGCAGUACUAGUAGCACAACCGGUGAAUCCUCACAGGACGUGGCCAUGGCCAUUAGAGCAGCCGGAAGGAUUAAAUUCAAAACUACUGAAAACCUUCUGCAUAGACUCUUUGUCUGUAUAGCAGGAGUCGCCGAUCAAUUACAAACCAAUUUUGCUGCCGACCUACGCCAAAUGCUAAAAAGUGUGUUCAUUAUAAAUUCAUCACCUCCGGAACCGGAAGAGCCACCAGAGUUAGCACCGACGUCAAGUGAUAAACCAAAGGAACCAGACCCAACGGAUUUGUUUGAAUUUCGUGCUAGCGAACAGGAUGUAAUAACUCCCGGUCAAAACAGUGGAGGGUCGAGUCAAAGCAUUUAUUCAGCAGAGGAAGUAAAUCCAGAAGAUCCGCAUGACUCUGUUUUUGGAUCUCCGGGCACUUCUCCCAUACGAGCUUCUUCUGCUCCGCGCACUAUGAUGACUACUGCAGAGAGUGGAGGUGUGACAGUUAAUGUUUCUGUUUCGGUUGUUACCGGUGGUGGCUCUAGCUCCAGUAGGAAUGUCCAAGAACGAAGUGUUAGUUUAAGUGAAACGUCGAUUGUGGUCGAAAACAAUGGUGGAGCCACAGAUUCCAAUUUACGUGAUAGCCACCGAAGACACAGUGCAAUUGGGUCCAAAGGCGAGUACGGACGAAGUCGAUCUAGUCCGAACAGUCCAGUGAAUGGAACAUCUGCUGAAGAACGCCGCAUGCCGGAGGCACCUCCCCGUUGGAUUCCAGAUGGAGAUGCGCCACGUUGCAUGGCGUGUGCCUCUUCAUUUACACCAUUCAGGAGGCGACAUCACUGUCGGAAUUGUGGUGGGGUUUUCUGUGGCGUAUGCUCGAGCGCCUCUGCACCACUUCCCAAAUACGGAUUGACUAAGGCGGUGCGGGUUUGUCGAGAUUGUUAUGUUCGUGAAGUGGGGACCUAGAGAUUAGCAGCGCUGAAAAAACUCAAUUCUUUUUAGUUAACUAUUGUUGAAUUUUUCACGUGACGAGUUCUUUUCUUACUGUGAGGUAUUUGUUUUUACUAAAAUGUAACAUGUCUGUUUUAUUUGUAUUUUACAAAACAUAAGACGAAGUAAAAUUAUCAAAUCAUGUUUUUACUGAAAUUUACGCAUCUCUUUUCAAAGCUAUCCAAUUUUUUAACUGAAGGAUUUGUAUAAACCAGAGUACCCGAUUCUUUUUAUCAGUGGUAAUCACAAGAAUGCUUUAUUUAAAAAAAGGUGACCGGGAUCAUAUUUCCCAAAGAAAACUCCAAAAAAAAAAAAAUCAUUGCAAAAAUUAAAAAGAAAAUGUACUUCUAUUACAUUGAUUUAACUUAUUCUUUAAAGUUUUCGCUUACAUAUUUUUUGGUUUUAUUUUUUGAUUAUGUAAAAUAUAAGAUGUUCUAAACUUAAAACAAAUAGCUUCUGUUGCAAUUAUAACCGUUUGUGAAGGUGACAAAUGUUAGAUUGUAAGAUUAGCUUUGAUUGUGUUUUUUACGGUCCCUCUACAAAGUCCUGACUGAAAAUUGAAACCCAUCUUGUAUCGUUUGUUCAAAUUUUUCCAAUCAGCUAUGAAUUCAUCGAUCAUUAAUCGUAGAAAAUGUGAAAAAUUCAGGAAACAUUUGUGAAAACCUAUGCAAAACGAAUCUGGUAUGCUUGUAACUUGCUUUACAGUCAAACCUCCAUGAGUCGAUAUCUGAAAGGACCAUCGACUCAUGGAAAUAUCGAGGCGUGGAAACAAAUGCCUUGGAAAACUGUUUGAGGGGAUGGUCAUAGUAACCAUGAAAUUUUGCUUUCAGUAUGGUUCCAUGAGUCGAUAUCGAGUCAUGGAACAUCGAGUCAUGGAGGUUUCACUGUACUACGAACUUCGUAAGAAUUGCAUAAUUAAUGUGUUCACUUGAAUAUUUCCAGUUUACAUUAUGACCAUCACAACUAUUCGAAUACAUUUGACAAUACAAUUAAACCUCCAUGAGUCGAUGUUCCAAGACUGGAGAUCGGCUCAUGGAACCAUACUAGAAGCGAAAUAUCAUGGUCCCUCGAAACAACUUUCCAAACGAUUCCUGUUCCAUGAAUCGAUAUUUCCAUGAAUAGAUGGUCCCUUCAAUAUCUACUCAUGAAGGUUUGAUUAUAGUAUCUAAUACGUAUAUACACUUGCAAAAGUUUGAGUACUAAUUCUAAUUUUCGAAGCAUAUCAUGUUUUAAUGUCUAAUGCCUUAAUUCAAACUAAAUUUUGAUUAACAAUUUGUCGAAAUAUUCCUGGAUCUAUCCGUAAACUGUUAAGGGUUGGUAUAAUAAUAUGUUUUUCUAGAAUGUACCACUUACUAAAGAUAAUGGCUUACAAGGUUACAAUCAAAUUCCUUCCAUAUUUUUGAAGUUUUUCAUCAAAUACAAAAAAAAAACCUCAUAUGUAGAAACUCGCAUUGCAAUUCAAGUGUUCAAUAUAUGAAAUACCCGCUUACAGUAUAUGUCAUUCCUUUGGCAAUCGGUAUCAGAAAUGUUUUUAAUAAAGUUGUUUGGUCACCGUGCAAUUUCAUUUUUAGUUUUAUAGUAUCAUGUUCCAUACAUCAUCCAAACCAUGUAACCCUGAUUCUUGAUCUAAACACAAUAAACUUGAUUCAAUACAUUCCUUCUCUAAAUAUUACAAAUCAUGUUAGUUAAUCUGAAAGACUUAUGUACAGUUACAGUGGUUUGCGACCAUGGUAAAAUUCAGUAUAAAUCAUAAAUUCAUUGACCUAAAUCCGUUCUGGAAGUAAGGAUAGAAAAUUAGCUUCAAUUCAUUUUAUUCUGUUAAAUAGCCGAAGGUUUAUGUUGGAAAGAGUUAUCUGAAUUAUAGUUGAAAAAGGAUCAUCUAUUGUGCAACAUAACACGCGUUAAUUGAGCACAUUUUUUGGCAAAAAGUAAUGGAAAUCUAACAAAUAUAACCUUAUUUUUAUCUAAUCUAAAAUGAUAAUGUGAAUGCAUAAAAAUGCUGAAAACUAAAAAUUAGAGUGAUAUCUUUUUUACGAAGAAAGAAAAUGUUUUGUGUAUACUUCGAAUACAAGUUAGUUCAAUAAUUUUGUAUAUAUGAUGAAAACAAGAAAAAAAGAAAAGUGGUUGAAUUUUCUUAAACUUAGAAAAAUGUCAAAAGAAAAAAAAUCUUGUACCAUCAACUGUAGGUAUAUCUCAAACAUGUAAAGGAAACGCAUGUCAAAUAAGUCAACGCCUGAAAUCUGUAAGAGAAGAGGGUGAGUCAUAAACUAAGAUAUAUUGUGAUUAUGCAAGCAUUAAAGAAAUGAAUCGUAAAUGCAAAAGUACGAAAGAAUUGCUAGAGCAGUUUAAUAAAAAAAAGCUGAAUAUUUCAUCAACAAAA
Molecule: messenger RNA, 5959 nt
Organism: Aedes aegypti (yellow fever mosquito)
Lineage: Eukaryota; Metazoa; Arthropoda; Insecta; Diptera; Culicidae
Product: lateral signaling target protein 2 homolog
Exons: 5
Coding region: 784-3555 (923 amino acids)
Cellular component (GO): early endosome membrane
Molecular function (GO): metal ion binding
Source: RefSeq, a predicted model, not a curated record